Molecule: messenger RNA, 650 nt
Organism: Dermacentor silvarum
Lineage: Eukaryota; Metazoa; Arthropoda; Arachnida; Ixodida; Ixodidae
Exons: 3
Coding region: 208-543 (111 amino acids)
Source: RefSeq, a predicted model, not a curated record
AUAAAGAGUUGUCACCUUGACGAAUGCGUCUCGGUACCUUUUCCCAGUGUUCUUCUGUUUCCGUGCUUCUGUGACAUCGUCAGUUGUUCGGCCGCCAUGCCGAUAUAACAGUUUUGCAUCAGUGCUUUGUGACCAUAGAGUUUCUCACUAUGUUAUGUUUGUGACAUCGGCUGUAUUGCGUUUUUUCGCCGACGGCUUACUACCACAAUGGCGGGAUCUGCGUUCGCCACCUCCGUUCUCGAUGCGCCGUUGUACGUCGCACGUUGGACGGCGGGACAUAUUGGUGUCUUGGCGCUAGCUGGAUGGCGGGACCUCAUCAUUAUGAUCAGUGUUUUGCUUGCCUGUGUCUACAAGACCCUUCAUGUGUCACCUGCGACAGAAAGCAUUUGUGGGCAGCCAGUGCUCUCCUACAAAGACUGGCCUGCUCUGGCUGCGACAGCAAUGAUCUUGCACAUCUAUGCAUGGCCAACUUUGCUGCUAUUUGUCACUCUUGUUAAUUACACUUCCUGCAUCUUUUCUCAUUUAUUGGGUAAUAAAGUUUGACUGUGUGACAUGGUGUACAGUAGAUGUCUUGCAGCAUUUUGGCUUGCAGUCCUAUUCUGUGCACUUCAUUUCAUGAAAAGCUCAUCGUACAGUGUGUGUAAAAAAAA